GGCGCUGCGGGGUCACGUGGGCGGAAGAUAGCGGGAAGUGGAGAUGGUGGAGUGUUGUGGGGUCACGUGGGGUAAAGAUGGCGGAUGGUAGGAGUGGGAAGCAGGAGACUCCUUGCUCGUCGGAGCUGCUGGCGGUUAGCGGUCCGGAGGGAAUCGAACGGAAGUUUCUGAUCAGCACCGAUCAGUCUAGGAUUGCUGCCCGUCCCAAGAUAAAGAGGGUUCCCAGAAGUGGAGUACUGGACAGACUGCAGGCUUUCUUGCCACAGAUGGCACAUGCAAACCUGGAGCUGAGGAGGCAGAUGGAGACAACUGGUCAGAGCCAUUUUGAUAUUGAGAACGUGGAUGACUGCCCUGACAAGGUUAUUGAAAUGAACAUCUCUCUCUUUGAAGUGGAUGGUGAUAGUGGAGCAGAGUUGAUGUCUGAGGAUCCUGAGUCGGACACUGAGCCCCUUGGGGAAGUGACAGAAGCAAAUCUCAAGUUCCCUACAACCCAUCAGCAGCGGAAAGGCCAGAUUGAGGUUGUGUCGGUUGAUGAGACUAAGAGUGACUGAGAAUCCUGCCUCACAGAUAGGUAUUAAUUCCCCCUUGCACAAAGGGGGUGGGGACACAGUCGAUGGAAUUGUCGACAUGGGUAAGAUUAUUCAACCUUGAUAGAGGCAACCAAAUGGUGGGACUCUGCAUCACUGCUACCCUGCGGAUAGAUCAACAAUCUACCUGAUGACCAUGUGGAUUUAUAUGUUGACAAACAUACAAACAGAUAAUAAAAGUGGAUGGAUCAUUUGCAAGCAGAUGAGAAUGGCAUCAUGGUUGGCAUAUGCGCGGUGGGCCAAAGUACCUGUUUGGGUGCUGUACUGUUCUGUGAUAAAAGUGCCUUGGAUUCCAGUGUUGAGGAAAUGCAAUCCCAGGGUCCCUCAUUGGACAUACAUUCCUUGGUGCACUUUUGGCCUUUGCUCAUCAAUCCCAACACACACCCUUUGUAGCCCAGGGUCGAGAUGAAUAUUGGGAAAAACCUGGCUCCCUGGAGAACUCCUUCCAGCACAGAUCCAUGAUGGGGAGAGCCAUGAUCAAACGGACUAAUAAAAAUAAAAGCUGACAAGUGAGUAGGUGUGUGUGGAGGAGAGAGGCCUUGAAGGACAAAACUGGGAACUUGCACCCUGUCUACUGCAGCACUGCUCGAAAACCAGAUCAAUACUUUUAUUAACUUCACCUAGAUCAAGGAUGCAUCUGAAGUAACAGUGAUAAAUGAGAUGAUUGAGAUGCAAGAUACAUAAAAGAAUAUUAGCACGAUGGUGGCUUAACUUGGAUAGGAUAAAUUCUACACCAGGCCAGUUAGUUAACUCCAGUGGUCAAGACUUUUAGAAACAUUAAUACACGGCGGGGUGAAUUGUGACCUGGAGGAGCUUUGGGAAAGCUGUCACAUAAGGGAACACAAGCACAGGACUGGAAGGGGACAUUGAGUCAGUGGCAGACAGCAGGGGCCAUGCUGAAUGGGUGUUAAUCUAAUUGAAGGAACAAAGGCGCUGCCCAGGAAUUACUUUUGGUGCAGCUACUUGUUUUGAUACAGACUUAAACGUAUCAACAGCUUUUAAACUGAGCAGGAUGAUAGCAUUCAGAGAGGGAAUAGGGGAGAUUCACUGGGAUAGGCCAUUUCAAAUAUAAGGAGAGGCUGGAGAUACUGGGUCUGUUCUCCCUGGAGUGGAGAAAGUUGCGGGGGUGGAAGUGUGUCAUGAUUAAGAUGUGUAAAAUUAUGAGAAUGUAGAUAGUAAAGAGGUUUGCCCCUUGGCAGAAGUGUCUAAAACCAGAGGGCAUGGGAUAAAAGCUUUGGAGAGUGAAUAUGUCAUCACCUAUAAUAUGGUCUCUGCAAACCAGUACUCAUUCCACAAUCACACUUUAUUGACUUGUGCACGAGGGAAUCGCACAUAGUAACAGUGGAGGAAGUUCAUUUGUUGCCUUUGGUUGUUUAAUCAUUCCCAUUGGCCAGGCUUUCCAUAAACCAAAUAUCCCCCUCACAGGCAUCCCUGUCUUUUAUCCCUACCGUGUCCACUGCACAAUUUCCAUGUUUGCUGGCAUGAGGCAAAGAACUAAAAAUCAGACGUAUAGUCUGUGUUCAAAACAAAAAUAAUACUUGUCUCAAGUGGAUCACAUACAGUAGGUAAUGUUAAAACUAAAUUUACAGUGAAACUUAACAACCAGAAGUUAAUCCAGUAAUGAUUUGCCAAACCUUGGUCACUGGUAUUUUUAAAUAUAAUAGAACUAAAAAAUUAUAUGGCCUAGUCAUAGAGUAAUAGAAAAGUACAGCAUAGAAAAGCCCUUUGGCCCAUCUAGACCGUGCUGAACUAUUUACACAGCCUACUUCCAUUGACAUCCAUACCCCUGCCAUCUAUGUACUGUACCUAUUCAAAAUAGAGUAAUAAGAAAGUAUGGCACAGAACAGGCCUUUCAAUAUUGAAAGACCACUGUUCAGUACCAGAAAAGUCUACAGAAGUGAUGGACCAUUACUGAGCACCUUUACAAGGAGCGUUGUCACAAGAAGGACCAUCAUCAAGGACCUCUGCCAUCCAGGCCAUGAAAUCUUUUCGUCAGACAGAAGCUUUAGGUUAUUAACCUACAACCAUCGGAUUCCUGAACCACCCCUCUGCCUUUUGUCUCUUGUAGUGCUACUGGGAGCUAUGACCCAUAGAACCAUGGAACACUACAGCACAGUACAGGCCCUUCAACCAUCCAUGUUGUGCCAACCCAUAUAAUCCUUAAUAAAAAAAAGUACUAAACCCACACUACCCCAUAACCCUCCAUUUUUCUUUCAUCCAUGUGCCUGUCCAAGAGGCUCUUAAAUACCCCUGAUGUUUUAGCCUCCACAACCUUACAACCCUCUGUGUAAAAAACUUACCCCUGAUGCCUCCUCUAAAUUUCCCUCCCUUAAUUUUGUACAUAUGCCCUCUGGUGUUUGCAGACUGAUGUCAUUCUCUUUGAGUAAUUGGGAGGCACCACUUCAUGUGGGCUUAGUUGUAACUGUGCCUGGGGGAAGGCAGGUUAUAGUCAUUUAGUUAGUUUGUAGAGUAAUGUAAUUGAGAGGUACUGGGUCUGUUCUCCCUGGAGUGGAGAAGGUUGUGGGGGUGGGAGUGUGUCAUGAUUGUACAUAAUUCACAACCACCAAAAUUGAGUUAGGACUUUCUCUUUGCGAGGCUGGUCUGAUGUGAUGACGUUAUUAUGUAAGGAUUUUUAGCGUGCUUUUGUGUUUUGGAGUUCAGCCAAUUAGAGUGUGUGAGAGAAUGUGCUAGAGAGCUGUGGGGAAGAGCUUUUGGAAGGACAGUAGUCUGGUUUGGGGUGUUUUGGAGGGAUGGGCAGAGCAGGACAGAAGGGAAAAUGCCAUUGGAAGGAGAGUCCCUGUUGUAAGAAGUGUUUUGUGCAGAUGAAAGGUCAGUAUUCCUGAGAGAGAGCAGUUUGAGAUGGACUCCGGGGGAAGUUCGGAAUGUGGCAGGUGAGUCCUGUAUGUGAAUAAGAGAAACACCAAACCCAGACUACUCCAGUAUGAGCUCCAAUAUCCUGUGCACAUUGGAGUGGUUUCACUGUAAUGGACCCUUUUUCUGCAACAGUUUGUUAAAGUUGAACAUUUAGUAAAUAUACUUUCUUUAUAUUA
Hypanus sabinus (Atlantic stingray) is the source of this 3637-nucleotide messenger RNA. RefSeq names its product NOP protein chaperone 1 (gene nopchap1). Gene Ontology annotation, molecular function: box C/D methylation guide snoRNP complex binding. Bases 78 to 551 code for a protein of 157 amino acids. Lineage: Eukaryota; Metazoa; Chordata; Chondrichthyes; Myliobatiformes; Dasyatidae. The record is from RefSeq and is a predicted model, not a curated record. Gene Ontology annotation, biological process: box C/D snoRNP assembly. The transcript is spliced from 4 exons.